Pieris macdunnoughi is the source of this 1362-nucleotide messenger RNA. Lineage: Eukaryota; Metazoa; Arthropoda; Insecta; Lepidoptera; Pieridae. The record is from the annotation of a GenBank genome assembly.
AUGGCGACUUUACUUCCUCGUUCUUUAAAUUUUGCUGAAACUGUUUUGCUCAAAAAUGGAACCAAGUUAUUGGCAGCAUCUUCAAAUAAAGUUCCAAACAAACAACAAGUUCGUAACUUAAAUGUUCAUGAAUAUGUCAGCUAUACAUUACUCCGCGAUAAUGGUAUCCCAGUUCCCAAGUUCAAUAUUGCUAAGACAAAGGACGAGGCAGUCAAGUUUGCCACUGAACUUAAUACCAAAGAUAUUGUUUUAAAAGCUCAGGUUCUUGCUGGUGGCAGAGGUAGGGGUUCAUUUAAAAAUGGCCUUAAAGGCGGUGUCAGAAUGGUGGAUACACCUGAAAAGGCUGGAGAUAUAGUAGGCAAAAUGUUAAAACAAUACUUGGUCACAAAGCAAACUGGAGCUGCAGGACGUAUUUGCAACAUGGUGAUGGUUACAGAGAGAAAGUUUCCCCGCAGAGAGUAUUAUGUUGCUGUAAUGAUGGAACGAAGUUUUAACGGUCCAGUGAUUAUUGCUUCCUCACAAGGUGGUGUUAACAUUGAAGAUGUAGCUGCGGAAAAUCCCGAGGCUAUCACAUAUGAGCCCAUAGAUAUUGUAAAAGGCAUAACUGAUGACCAAGUUUGCCGUGUUAUUGAAAAGAUUGGUCUACAAGAACACUCUGCCGAGGCUGCAGAUAUGAUUAAGAAACUAUACGAACUGUUUCUGAAGAAAGACGCCCUUCUCAUUGAGGUCAAUCCCUAUGCGGAGGACGCUAUUUCAGGAAAAUUCUUUUGCUUGGAUGCCAAAUUCCGGUUCGACGACAACGCUGAGUUCAGACAAAAGGAUUUGUUUAAAUUGAGGGACACCACGCAAGAGGAUGCCAAGGAGAUCGAAGCCGCCAAAUUCGAUUUGAACUACAUUGCCCUUGAUGGUAACAUUGGUUGUAUGGUGAACGGUGCCGGUCUCGCGAUGGCCACGAUGGACAUCAUCAAACUGUACGGAGGUGAUCCAGCCAACUUCCUUGACGUUGGUGGUGGUGCUACUGCGCAGGCUGUGACGGAAGCGUUCAAAAUCAUCCUGUCUGAUCCGAACGUGUCGGCCAUUUUGGUGAACAUCUUUGGAGGUAUUAUGCGGUGUGACGUCAUCGCUGAGGGUAUCAUUAACGCGGCCAAGAACCUGGACAUUCAGAUUCCGGUCAUCGUUCGUCUACAGGGCACUAAAGUCACCGAAGCCCGUAAGUUGAUAGCCGAAUCCGGGCUACGUAUAGUGCCACGCGACGAUCUGGACGAGGCGGCCCAACUGGUCGUACAGCUCUCAGAGAUUGUGGCAUUGGCCAAGAAGGCCGGAGUUGAGGUCCGACUCCAAAUACCUAAAUAUAUGAUGUAG